Papaver somniferum (opium poppy) is the source of this 1703-nucleotide messenger RNA. RefSeq names its product kinesin-like protein KIN-7J. Gene Ontology annotation, molecular function: ATP binding; microtubule motor activity; microtubule binding. The transcript is spliced from 8 exons. The coding region runs from base 526 to 1380 and encodes 284 amino acids. Gene Ontology annotation, biological process: microtubule-based movement. NCBI's taxonomy places the organism in Eukaryota, Viridiplantae, Streptophyta, Magnoliopsida, Ranunculales, Papaveraceae. The record is from RefSeq and is a predicted model, not a curated record.
UUCCUUAUUCUUCUUCUGUUCUUUGUUUUUAUUUUUCUCAGAAUGAGAAAUUUUUCAUAUCAAUUAAAAAGAAAUCUAGGGUUUCAGUCGAAGAACGAGAAGGUUCGGAUGAGGUUUGAAUGGAUCUGAAAUUGAAGAUGGGUUUGAUUCAGAUUAGGUUUUUGGUUUUGUGGAUUGUGAAAUGAAGUUGAGGAUCUGAAAUUAGGGUUCUCAUGGUGCUGCUGGUGUGAACAGUGGAGAGAAAUUAGAAGAUUAAAAUGGGUUGAACGGGUUGAAGGUUGCUGUUGAAGAUGAAUGACUAGAUGAAUGUUUAGGAAAAGUGCAGGAAGGAAGAAUUGGAAAAAGGGUUGAAGUCAGAUUCAAUUGUGAGCUGGUGUUGGUGGUAAAAAGCGUAAAAAGCUCGCCAUUAAAGGAAUUUUAAUUUGUGUCACGUUGAUUUCUAAAACGUCCUUUGCACCAGGGAAUGUAAGGAUCCUUGGAUUUUUUUUUUAGAAAAGGUGUGUUGAAUUAGGAAGAAGGGGGAAAAUGGGAGAAAUUGGUGGAGACCAAGAAGUGAGUGCUGGUGCUGCUCACGAAGAGAGAAUUACAGUAUCUGUGAGGUUAAGGCCUUUGAAUGAAAAGGAAAUUAGAAGAAAUGAUGUAUCAGAUUGGGAAUGUGUUAGUGAUAACACUGUUGUAUUUAGAAGUAACCUUCCUGAGAAAUCUAUGUUCCCGACUGCGUAUUCAUUUGACAAAGUAUUUCGGCAUGAUUGUAACACCAGGCGGGUUUAUGAGGAAGCAGCAAAAGAAGUGUCUCUUUCUGUCAUCAGUGGUAUUAACUCGAGUAUUUUUGCAUAUGGACAAACAAGCAGUGGAAAGACAUAUACCAUGACCGGUGUUACUGAAUAUGCACUCGCCGACAUAUAUGACUACAUCCAGAGGCAUGCGGAAAGGGAAUUUAUCUUGAAAUUUUCUGCAAUGGAAAUCUACAAUGAAGCCGUCAGAGGCAUGCUAAGUUCUGAUACUGGUCCACUUAGGCUUCUUGAUGAUCCAGAAAGAGGGACCGUUGUCGAUAAACUUACUGAGGAAACUUUGAGGGAUUGGAGCCAUGUCCAGGAGAUCCUCUCUACAUGCGAAGGUAACCAUGGUCAACCAAUGUCCUGCUUUUAUUCAAUGGUUCCAUAUUCUAAUAUGCAGACCAUGCCUCUUGCUGCUCAAAGACAGAUUGGUGAAACCUCGUUGAACGAAACAAGUUCUAGAUCUCAUCAAAUUCUCAGACUGGUUUGGCCUCCUAAAGUUUUAAGCUAUAUUUGCGCAAAAAUUCAAUGCAGUAUCUUUGCAUCCUUAUACCUGGUUCACUUACAUAAUGAAACUUUUCUCUUGCAACUGGCAGCAAAUUAAGAACCCCAACUAUAAGGGAAAAUGGAAGGCACCUACGAUUGACAACCCAGAUUUCAAGGAUGACCCUGAAAUCUAUAUCUACCCCAAGUUGAAAUAUGCGGGCAUUGAAUUGACGCAGGUAUUUGUUUUAAUUACUGUUUGAUGCUUUACAUUGUUGUUCUUUGAAUGUAAAGGUACUAAUUUAGCAAGAUGUGCACAUUUUCCAAGUGAAAUCAGGAACUAUGUUCGACAACAUCUUGGUAUGCUAUGAUCCUGAUUAUGCAAAGAAGCUCGCAGAGGAAACAUGGGGAAAACAAAAGGAGGGCGAGAAGGCAGCCUUUGAU